This is a messenger RNA of Lethenteron reissneri (Far Eastern brook lamprey), 2099 nucleotides long. Its product is annotated as glucagon receptor-like. NCBI's taxonomy places the organism in Eukaryota, Metazoa, Chordata, Hyperoartia, Petromyzontiformes, Petromyzontidae. Gene Ontology annotation, biological process: cell surface receptor signaling pathway; adenylate cyclase-modulating G protein-coupled receptor signaling pathway. Gene Ontology annotation, molecular function: gastric inhibitory peptide receptor activity; peptide hormone binding; glucagon receptor activity. The record is from RefSeq and is a predicted model, not a curated record. Gene Ontology annotation, cellular component: plasma membrane.
GUGACGACGCUGUCAAAAGACGGGUCAACAACGGCGGAGCAGCGGUGCCUGCGUGAACGUUCGUGGUGGAGUAGGCAAACCAACGACUUGACCGCCGCGUGAGAAGAUCCACGACUUGUCGCCACGAGCAGCUGGCCGCCUGAAGACGGCGACGCGACGGAAUUGAGCAACGUUUGGAAAGGACCAAACAUUCGAUAAAGAGAGCGCGGCGGAAACCGCUUUAAAACAAACACGCGUCCUGCGUGAAGGGUCAUACCGGCCGCGACAGCGGAAUUUAUCGGGUGAUUCAAGACCGAAAUCGAGCAGACAUUCUGGGUAUGCAAAGUCGUCAAAAUGAAGUUCCAUGAAACCGAGGUGAUUUUUCCGGAAGCUGCGUUGACACCGACGCAGAGACGAUGCCGAACGGUGAUCGCGAUCCACCGGGCGUGAGCGAGCGCGGCCCCCGAUAUUUCAUGAGCGGAGGACGUUGAAGCACAUCUGCCGGCGCCGAUGGACCUCGUCACACAUGGGGCUCAAUAUCAGCAAGAUGUGGUUACUGUUGCUCGCUUCUGCCAUGCCGGGAACAAACAGCAAAAUACUCAUGGACACCUACACAAAAUGGAUGCUCUACAGCAUGGAGUGCAAAAACAAAAUGGAGGUUCAGCCGCAUCCGGAUGCAGGCCUCUUCUGCAAUCGCUCAUUCGACCAGUAUGCAUGCUGGCCAGAUGGGCAGCCCGAUUCUCUGGUCAACGUGUCCUGUCCCCCAUUCAUGCCUUGGUUUGAAAAAGUGCGAGGCGGGCUGGCGUUCCGGAGGUGCGGCGCGGACGGGCAGUGGGUGGUGGACGGGGAUGGCCUGCCCUGGAGGGACAUCUCGCAGUGCCAGGACGAGACGCCCAAAGACAACGGGACGCGGAGGCUGCUCGAGGGCUUCAAGAAGAUGUACACGGUCGGCUACUCGCUCUCGCUCGCCGCCCUCGUGCUCGCACUCGCCACCUUCCUGAUGUUCAGGAGGCUACACUGCACCCGCAACUACAUCCACAUGAACCUGUUCGGGUCGUUCAUCCUUCGAGCCAUGUCCAUCCUGGUGAAAGAUGCCCUCCUGGAGACGCACUGGGAGGUGGACCCGAGCAACGCCACCGAAUGGGGAGCUUUCCUGAGUGCAGAGGCAGCCGUGAGUUGCCGCACCGCCCAGGUGCUCAUGCAGUACUGCAUCGUGGCCAACUACUGCUGGCUGCUCGUCGAGGGUCUCUACCUGCACACGCUGCUCUCGGUCACCGUCUUCUCCGAGGAGGCCCACUUCCGCCUCUACCUGCUCAUCGGCUGGGGCACGCCAGUGAUCUUCGUAACGCCUUGGGUCGCCAUGAAAUUCCUGAGAGAAAACAGCGAGUGUUGGAGCCAGAACAACAACUUGAGUUACUGGUGGAUCAUACGUUCUGCCAUUCUCUUGGCCAACGUGAUAAACUUUGUGAUUUUCAUAAGAAUUCUCAAGAUUCUCAUCUCCAAGCUGAGGGCGCAUCAGAUGGGGUACACCGACUACAAAUUUCGGUUGGCCAAAUCGACGCUCACCCUCAUCCCGCUGCUGGGCAUCCACGAAGUGGUGGUGGCGCUCAUCACCGACGAGCAGGCGCGGGGAGCUCUGCGGAUUCUCCGGCUCUUUUACCUGCUCUUCCUCAACUCCUUCCAGGGUCUUCUCGUCGCCAUUCUUUACUGCUUCGUCACAAGAGAGGUUCAGGCCGAAGUCCGCAAGCGCUGGCACCGGUGGCGGCUGGGCCAAGACCUGCAAGGGCGCCACAUGUACAUCAGCGUCACGCGCCUGCGCCCCUCCAUCGGCCGCGCGGGCAACGGCGACGCCGGCGAGAAGCGGGACGACGGCUCGCCACCCUUCGGUGCGGGGCUGGAGGCGGCGGCGGCGGUGGCGGGGAGUGGGACGGCGGAGACGUUGGGGGAAGCUGCGGCUGGAGGUGGAUUUUUGCCUCUGAGGCAGGUGGUCUGCGGGCGCGCUUUCCUCGACGAGCGGAAGACGGAGAGCGAUUCCGGGGGGACUCUCACUGACGGCGACCUCGCGCCGGCGCUGGUGACGGAAACGCGGCCGUAGUGACCCCCUUUGUGUCGAGGUUCAC